AUGCUUAACUGGCUUGAUGAUCCAUCUACCGCGUUGAACGACGGCUACGGUCUUAUCGGCGCCACUAUUCUUAUAUACCUAGGCAUGGCUCUUUCUACACUGUCGUAUAACCACAUGCUAAAUCGGUUCACGACAAUUUUCCGAGGGGCCGCUUCGUCGAUGAUCUAUAACCAUGCGUUGCGCAUCCCCGAUGGGGCACUAGAGGAUCGUUCGGCCACAAUUACUCUCAUGACCACCGAUAUUGACCGGAUUAUCGAUUGCCUAGUGACUUUGAAUGAAUGCUGGGCUCGUACUAUUGAGGUCGCGAUUGGCAUUUCGCUGCUUGCUCUUCGUAUGGGAUGGGUUUGUCUGAUGCCAUUGAUUAUCGUAAUCCUAUCUAGCCUAGGGAGCACAUAUAUCUCGAAGAAUAUUAGUGGGCAGCAGAAAAAUUGGGUUGAUACUGUUCAGCAGCGCAUCGCAAUCACCCGUUCAAUGCUGGCUGAUAUCCAAACUGUUAAGCGGAUAGGGUUGAUCUACGCUGCUCAAGGAAAGGAACUUGAUAUUAGCAAGACCCUCAGCAGUCUGUCAAUUAUAACACUUCUCACUAGCCCGGCCUCUAAGCUGCUUAGUGCGGUUCCUUCCACGGCGGCCGCUACGGGAUGCUUUGAUAGAAUCCAAUCAUUUCUCAUGGUGCCGACUGGUCAGCAUCACCCAGAUACAACUUCUAUUACCACGGAAGAAACUCACAUUCACAUGAGCGAUAGCUCUGGUGAGCUGCAACCCAUAUCAUUCUUGAGCAGCGGCACUGCUGAUCCUACAUUCCCCGUCAUAUCUAUGGAACGAGUCAAUAUCCGCCCAGUUCCAUCGGCAAAGAUAGUACUGCGGGAUAUCAGCAUCCAAGUUCCAGCUGGAAAUCUAGUAAUCAUUCGGGGACCAGUGGGAUCCGGGAAAACAACUCUGCUUCGGGCUAUACUUAGCCAAGCAGUUUGCGAGAAAGGGGUAACUACAGUAAAAAUCAAAAACCCGACCCUUUGCGCGCAAAUCCCCUGGAUCCCGAGGGGCACCAUCCGAGAAGCAAUUUGCGGGGUAACUGCUACAGGAUCAGUAACCACUCACGGUAUUGACUGUGAAUGGUAUGCGGACGUUCUUCAUACAUAUGCUCUGCUUCCAGACCUGGAAUUGUUUCCUGAGGGUGAUACCACGCAAAUCGGCAAUAGAUCCGGGAAUAAGUUCAGCGGCGGUCAAAUGCAUCGAAUUGCCCUUACACGGGCUGUGUAUACCCGUAGGAAACUUUUGUUAUUAGAUGAUAUACUCAGUGCACUAGACCGGAAAACAAAGGCCAUCAUAAUAGAGCGUCUCUUCGGAGGUAACGGACUUCUGCGAAGAACAAUGUCGACCGUUAUAAUGGUGACUCAUGAGAUUGAUUAUCUAUCUUAUACGGAUCAAGUUCUGGCUCUUUCGGACGGGAAUCUUCGCCGGGAAGAGGCCCGCGAGAGAACCGUCUACUAA
Molecule: messenger RNA, 1488 nt
Organism: Penicillium roqueforti
Lineage: Eukaryota; Fungi; Ascomycota; Eurotiomycetes; Eurotiales; Aspergillaceae
Exons: 4
Coding region: 1-1488 (495 amino acids)
Biological process (GO): transmembrane transport
Cellular component (GO): membrane
Molecular function (GO): ATP hydrolysis activity; ABC-type transporter activity; ATP binding
Source: RefSeq, a predicted model, not a curated record